This is a messenger RNA of Heterobilharzia americana, 4017 nucleotides long. Lineage: Eukaryota; Metazoa; Platyhelminthes; Trematoda; Strigeidida; Schistosomatidae. The record is from the annotation of a GenBank genome assembly.
AUGGCUCAUUUAGACAAGAAAGUAGAGUUUGCUGAACAAGAAAAUAUUGAAGACUGUAAAGCAUUCAGAACUGGAUCUAUGGGUGAUAAAGAACAACGUAUGAGUCGAUUUAGACGUCUAACUUCUGGAAGCCUUCGUCAUAAACGUCAAGCUGGUCACAUGACAACAACGAAAACAGAUUUAAUCGACCCUACACAUUGUAUAGAUCCAUUGCAUACAUUUUUCAACUCUGAUACAGAAGUCAGUGAUUCAGGAGUACCACGAAUAAACAACACUGCCUACAUGAAUAAUGGACGCCGGCCUAAAAGAUACAGACGAUCAUGUCGUUCUGCAUAUGAAACACCCAAUUAUUCAACUGCUUUGGGACCAUUAAGAGAAAAACACAAGCUUACACCAUUAGAACGUAUAUUCCUGGAAGCUGCAGAACGAGGUGAUAAGUCAACUUUAGUCAGAUGUUUAUCAUUUUCAAACGGCGUAAAUGUUAAUUGUGUAAAUAUUUUGGGUCGUACAGCAAUUCAAAUUGCUGUAGAUAACGAAAAUAUUGAAUUAGUUGAACUUUUACUCGAACAGCCUGGUAUAGAAAUUGGUGAUGCAAUAUUAUAUGCAAUUCAAGAGGGUGUAUAUAGGAUAGUGGAGAUGCUCAUUGAUCAUCCAUCCAUCACGAAGGAGAUGUUAGGUACAUCAUGGACAACACAGUGUAUCGGUAUCGGUAAACGUGAAGAGGAAAGCCAUGAUUUUUCCACGGACAUUUCACCAGUUAUGUUAGCUGCCAUCUGUAAUCAGUUCGAAAUCUUACAGUUGUUGAUUAAUCGAGGUGCAAGAAUUGAAGAACCUCACAAAUCAUCAUGUUCCUGUGAACACUGUCAUCGUUUGCUUUCAGAUGAUCCAUUGAAACAUACACUCCAACGGAUAAACACAUACAGAGCUCUUGCUAGUCCAGCAUGGAUGUCACUUACAUCUCCAGAUCCCAUUUUAACUGCUUUUGAAUUAUCAUCCGAGUUACUUCAUUUAGCAUCACGUGAAAACGAAUUCAAAGAAAUUUUCCUUUCACUAUGUGAACAAUGCAGAAAGUAUGCUUGCGAUUUGCUGGAUUUAUGUCGUGGAACUGGUGAAGUUGUCGCUGUACUCAGUAAAGGUACCGAUAGUGAUGAAAGCUGUAGUGAUGUAAGCGGCGAUGAAUCCGAUGAUACACAAGGAGCAUCUAGUGUGCCUAACAUAUCACUACCUAUCAACCACAUUUCCAUAAACUGUCACUCGUCCAGCUGUCCACAUCAGCAAGGAAGUCAUGAUAAUGGUGAUGCAUCGAACUGUAGCCAGUGUGAAAAUAAUAAUCAAAAUUAUGCGGCUAAUGAAAAUGAUUGGCGCGAGUUACUGGAUCGAUCGAACUUUUCUAGAAGACGACAUCAUAGACGUUUCACAGCAUGGAAUCACUCCAGUUACUCAUGUGCAAAAUUUAACCAGGCUUUAAGUUUAGAAAGUCAACAUAGUAUAAACGAGGAUUUCGUUGGCACAGACAACCUACAUCCUUCUACUAGCAAGACUGAAUAUUUGAAUUAUACAGACAAAUCAAUAAAUGACGGUGAACAGUUAAAAAUCGCAGUUAGUCAUACUGCUUCGUAUUCAACAGCUAAAUUUCCCUCUUGUAUAGCGAAAGAAAAACGCAAUUUUCAAGAUUUUACCAGUGAUAAUAAUGAUUGUAAUAAUAUUGGUGAAACAGAUGAUAAAAGUAAAGCCGUUACUAAGGAGACAAUUUUGAAUGAAGGUCUACCAUCAACAACGAAUACAUCAGAAGGCUGCUCGUCUAUAUUUUUUGAACGUAAAAGAAAUAGUUUUGACUGGGAAUCUGCAACAAGUGGUUUUAACCAACGAGUUCAGCUUAAUACAGGAAUAGACACUACUCAUUGUAAGCAUGGAUUAUACAAAAGGAAUAGUUUUAGUAAUCCAAAUAAUAUAAUAUGCUGCUGUUUUCCUCAUUAUCGAUGCUGUAAGUGUUCAAAAUCACAGACAAAAAAGGAUCUAAGCCUAAAUCGUCACAGUGAAAAGAAACACCUUAAAUCUGAAACCAGUGAAAUAGAAUCAUUUGGUGUAAAGAAGCACAGGAAAUUUUAUUCUUUCAAAUUAGAUCGCCUGAAACUGGCAAUUAAGCAUGAACAAAAAAAAUUUGUUGCUCAUCCACAUUGUCAACAUCUCUUAACCACCCUAUGGUAUGACCAGUUACCCGGUUGGCGUAAACGUCAUCCAUUCACAAAGCUAUUUUUAUGCUUUUGUUUCAUCAUUGCACUGCCAAUAUUAGCUCCAACGUAUUUAAUUCAUCCACAUGGAUGUAUUGGCCAAUUAAUGAGAAGUCCAUUGAUCAAAUUCAUUAAUCAUAGUGCAUCAUUUGCCAUUUUUAUAUUUCUCCUUUUGAUUGCAUCAACUGAUACUCUAACACAAACAGAUUUACAAAUUCGCAGCCAAAUACGUGGACCAGAUCCGAAUGUCAUUGAAAUGUUGAUAUUAUGGUGGGUCAUAGGAUUUGUGUGGAGUGAAAUGAAACAAAUUUGGGAAGAAGGUCUUAAAGCCUAUGUUCGUCAGUGGUGGAACUGGUUGGAUUUUCUAAUGCUUGGACUUUAUUUAACAACAGUUGCACUUCGCGUGGUAGCAGUACUUUUACGUAAAACUAAUCACUAUGGUACGGAAUCGUUACCACGUAAUCAGUGGCCAACAACUGAUCCAACUUUACUUAGUGAAGCCUUAUUUUCUAUUGCGCAUAUAUUUAGUUUUGCAAGAAUUAUAUUUCUAUUUCAGAUCAAUGAACACCUUGGACCAUUACAAAUUUCUCUUGGAAACAUGUUAAUCGAUAUAACAAAAUUCAUUUUCAUAUUUUUACUGGUGAUUUCAUCGUUUGCAUGUGGACUUCAUCAGCUGUAUUACUAUUACCUUUCACCAGGUGAAGACAAUAGACCACGUGCAUUUAGUUCGCUUGUCAGUUCAUAUCGAACAUUAUUCUGGCAUUUAUUUGGAAGUAGUCAGGCGGGUAACUUUGAAGUGACUUUUGUGAAUAAAACAAGCGGUGAACGUGAACGAAUGGAGUCAGCUAGAAAUACAAUGGUUGUAGGAGAGAUUCUCUUGCUUAUCUAUCACGCUAUGGCUAUUAUCGUUUUGGUCAAUAUGUUAAUUGCCAUGAUGUCCAACUCAUUUCAGACUAUACAGAACCAUGCAGACACUGAAUGGAAAUUUGCAAGAAGUAAACUAUGGGUUGGUUAUUUUGAUGAAGGGUCAACACUACCUCCACCGUUAAACACAAUUGUCAGUCCUAAAUCAAUUAUCAGGUGCUUAUAUGGAGUAUACCAUUUGUUUGUUCUUCUUAUACGAACAUGCUUAAAUUGUAAACAAACAACAAACGCUAGUACUAAACACAAACAGAAUAAAGAGGUCCGACAACAGACAAAGCCAAGCUGUGUGGACAGUCAGUUUAGUCACAAGUCGAAUCAGCUAGAUUGGGAUAUUGAAAUACAAGAAACAAAUGCCGAGGAAAGUAUCCCAAAUGCAAAUAUGGUCAACAAGCAGAAACAGACAGUUAUGCGCCGACUUGUACGAAGAUAUAUACAUCAAUCAAAGAAAACAAUGCGACAGGAUGGUGUGAAUGAAGAUGACCUGCUAGAAAUAAAACAGGAUAUAUCCAGUUUAAGAUUCGAACUGCGUGAAGAUCGGAAACGUGAAAUUGUACGUGCUGUAUGCCAGUUAGAAAGUUUAAAACAGGAACUUGUUGAUGAAUUGAGUAGACAGAACUCAAUAUUACAAAAUGCUGUUCUUCCCAAUUCACCAUGUACAACGUCUUAUCACGAUGAAGAUAAAAUGGAUAAUUGUCAAAAACUUUUAAAAUUAGAAUCAUCAACGCCAUUACUAGUCAACAGUCAAACACUAGAAACCUGUCACCAAACAAAUAUGCAUAAUAGUACUACGAAUAUUGCUACUGAUCGUCAGUUAACCUCAUGUAAUUCUAUGAUGAAUGAAAAUAGAAAAAAUAUUCAUUGA